AUGUUUAUCGCCCGGUCCGAGUAUGAUCGUGGAAUCAACACCUUCUCUCCAGAGGGCCGUCUUUUCCAAGUAGAGUAUUCUCUCGAAGCUAUAAAACUUGGUUCCACUGCUAUCGGAUUUGUUAUUACGAUAAAGGUUGCCACGUCCGAGGGCGUCGUUCUUGGUGUCGAAAAGCGAGUCACCUCUACCCUACUCGAGACCUCGUCGGUUGAGAAGAUCGUUGAGAUAGACCAACACAUAGGAUGUGCGAUGUCCGGCCUGCAAGCUGAUGCAAGAUCAAUGGUUGAACACGCACGAGUGGAGACCCAAAACCAUCGAUUCCAUUAUUCAGAGCCUCUUAGAGUUGAGAGCUGUACUCAAGCCAUAUGUGACCUUGCCCUAAGGUUCGGAGAGGGAGCUGAUGGUGAAGAGAGCGUGAUGAGCAGACCUUUCGGUGUAGCUUUGUUAAUUGCAGGAUACGACGAAGAUGGUCCGCAACUGUACCAUGCAGAACCAUCCGGCACAUUCUAUCGCUACGACGCAAAGGCUAUAGGGUCUGGAAGUGAGGGAGCACAGGCUGAGCUACAAAACGAAUAUCAUCGGUCUUUAACAUUAGCUGAGGCUGAGACUCUAGUUCUCAAAACCCUGAAGCAAGUUAUGGAAGAGAAGCUCGACGAGAAGAACGUCCAGUUGGCCAGCGUUACGAAAGAGAAAGGCUUCCAGAUCUAUAGUGACGAGGACAUGGGGCGAGUUGUAUCUACAUUGGGAGGAAAUUAG
Messenger RNA from Microsporum canis CBS 113480, 756 nucleotides. Its product is annotated as proteasome component PUP2. Gene Ontology annotation, biological process: proteasome-mediated ubiquitin-dependent protein catabolic process. Gene Ontology annotation, cellular component: proteasome core complex; proteasome core complex, alpha-subunit complex; nucleus. NCBI's taxonomy places the organism in Eukaryota, Fungi, Ascomycota, Eurotiomycetes, Onygenales, Arthrodermataceae. The coding region runs from base 1 to 756 and encodes 251 amino acids. The record is from RefSeq and is a predicted model, not a curated record. The transcript has 5 exons.